AUGUGCGACUCGAGACGGAAUCCUAAGCGGAAGGCGACUGAAACCGCUGCUGGCGCUGCUCAGGGGGCCAGGGAUUAUCAGGUGCUUCUCCACGAAGCUCUGGCGCCUAUAACCAAGGAUGAGCUUCAGGAGUGGGAAGGCUGGUGUGAGGUGGAAUCUGAACCGGCCUUCUUCAAUGCCAUGCUCCGAGAACUGGGUGUUAAGGAUGUCAAGGUUCAAGAAGUUUUUUCAGUCGACGAAAAUUAUGUUGCGACCCUUCCACAGCCCAUUUACGGUUUCAUUUUUCUCUAUCAGUACUUUUCCGAGAAUUAUGAAGACGAUGAAGUUGUUGACAGCAGGGAUCUUUGGUUCGCGAACCAGACUACAGAUAAUGCCUGCGCAACCGUCGCCAUGACGAACAUUCUCAUGAACUGCAAGGACGUGGAUCUCGGCACGAAUCUCCAAGAGUUUAAGGAUUCCACGAGUAACGUUAGUACUCCACUACGCGGUCAUGCCUUGGCCUCAAAUGUAUUCAUCCGUUCGGUCCACAAUUCUUUCACUCGAAGAAUGGAUCAUCUGAAUGCAGAUCUCUUUCUCGAGACUGAAGCCGCCGAUUCCAAGAAAAUGAGUCGCAGAGGACCUGCGAAGAAGACCAAGAAAACCAAGAAGCAGAAGAUGGACUCGGAGUCGGGUUAUCACUUCAUCGCGUAUAUACCAGCUAAUGGCUCGGUAUGGGAAUUGGAUGGCCUCAAGACAAGGCCUGUUUGUUUGGGGCCCCUAGAGGACAACGUUCACUGGGCAAACCUCGUCUGCCCUGAGAUCCAAGCACGUAUGCGCCAGUUUGAAGAGAGUGCCCUAUCAUUCAACCUGCUUGCGCUGUGCAAGAGCCCCCUAACCAUCAUAUCUGAAAAUCUCGCGCGUACAAUACACGCAUUUGAACUCCUCAACAGCCGCACAAACCGUUUGAGCGGCUGGCAAAGUCUUGUAGCCGGCAACGAGCAACCACUGAAAGGUGACGAGACAGAGCGCCUCGCCGACUUCGGCAUUGACAGCUCAGACUUGGUAAAAACUGAAGUCGAUCCAGCAUUCAAGAAGAAGGUCACAAACCCGUCCAUGGAGGCUAUGGAGCUAUUCGAGCUCUACAGCGAUCUGGUGACACAGCAGAAAUCCUUGAUGGGAGAGUACAACACAGAGAUCGCCUUUAUGAAAGAGGACGAGGAUCGGGUACAGGGGCGCCAGAAAGACCACUCUCCUGCAAUCAACCGAUGGGUACAGAAGCUGGCAGAGCACGGCGUUCUUGCCGAUUGGGCUACCGAUUCGUAG
Colletotrichum graminicola M1.001 is the source of this 1302-nucleotide messenger RNA. Its product is annotated as ubiquitin carboxyl-terminal hydrolase, family 1. The record is from RefSeq and is a predicted model, not a curated record. Gene Ontology annotation, biological process: ubiquitin-dependent protein catabolic process; protein deubiquitination. Gene Ontology annotation, cellular component: cytoplasm. Gene Ontology annotation, molecular function: cysteine-type deubiquitinase activity. Bases 1 to 1302 code for a protein of 433 amino acids. NCBI's taxonomy places the organism in Eukaryota, Fungi, Ascomycota, Sordariomycetes, Glomerellales, Glomerellaceae. The transcript is spliced from 3 exons.